Molecule: messenger RNA, 1684 nt
Organism: Xyrichtys novacula (pearly razorfish)
Lineage: Eukaryota; Metazoa; Chordata; Actinopteri; Labriformes; Labridae
Source: the annotation of a GenBank genome assembly
AUGAUGCACGCCGCGCUGACUCUCUGGAUCCUAUCAGCAGUGAUCUGCGUAGGAAGAGGCCAUCACCACAUCGGUCAUGGCGAAGAGGGAGAUCAAGCGGAGGAGGGUGGCGCUGAAAGGGGCCCCGCCAUAGUGUUGAGGGAAAACAAUCACUUUGCUUUCCGACUCUAUAAGAAGUUAUCAGAACACGCCGACUCUCGAGGCAAGAACAUCUUCUACUCCCCCAGCAGCGUGUCUCAGGCCUUGGCGGCCCUGUCGGUUGGCGCCCGCGGGGAGACCCAUAAGCAGCUUUUUAGCGGUCUGGGUUACAACAACUCCCUCCUGACGCAGACAGAUGUGGAUCAGGCCUUUCAGACCCUCAUGGAGAGGAUGAACAUGAACAAAGAAGUCAGCGAGGGGACCGCCGUAUUCGCCGACAACCGCUUUGAGGCACGGCCCGAGUUCUUGGAAACCUUGAGGCAGUUCUACUCUGCAGAUGGGUUCAAUGUUGACUUCACCAAAACCAAAGAAAGCGCCGACACCAUCAACAAGUAUGUGGCGGGGAAGACCCACGGGAAGAUAGACAAGCUGGUGGAGGACAUGGAUCCGAGCACGGUCAUGUACCUCAUCAGCUACAUCUACUACAAAGGUGAGCGUCUCUCAGAGGAAACGGCGUGCUGAGUUUAGAUAUCUCUAUAUGACAUCUCUGCUGAUCUCCAUCACACAGGGCAGUGGGCGAAUCCAUUUAAUACAGCGCUCACCGCAGAGGCUGAUUUCAACGUGGACGAGAACACGAAGGUUUAAACUUUACUCUGAACUCGACAUGUGCGUCCUGAACUGAGAGUUUCCCUGACUUUGUGUCUUUAUCGUUAAUUUUCAGGUUAAAGUCCAGAUGAUGAAUAUGGAGGAGAUGCUUGACACCUACCAUGACCAAGCCAUCAACACCUCAGUGCUCCACCUCCCCUUCAAUGACUCCUUCUCCAUGCUGCUGCUGCUGCCUGAUAACAUGGAAACGCUGGAGAACUCCAUAUGUCCGGCUCAUGUCACCAAGUGGCUGAAGUGGAUGCGGCCCAGGUGAGGAGGGUCGAGAUCUGGACUUCAGUUGUUGGAGAUAUUUGAAACAGUUAAACGUGACUCCAUCCUGUCAGAUCAGUCACUGUGUGUUUAUUCUUUGACCUUUAGCAUGCAUGAUGUCUACGUCCCGAAGUUCUCCAUCAAGUCCUCGUACAAGCUCAACGACAUGUUGAUCAGUAUGGGAAUGUCAGACAUGUUCGGAGACCGCGCAGACCUGAGCGGCAUCUCAGAGGGACAGAAACUGGCGGUCUCAGAGGUGAGGACCCCUAACCCUGACCCUAACACUCCUGACCUUUAGAAGUUACUGGGUCACAAUGUUUUGUGGCGCAGAGGAAGCGUUCAGGCUUCACCUCUUUGUCUGAGUCAUGUUUUGAUCCUGUGUGAUGAUCAUAUAUCUGAUCUCUCCGUUAUCCUCCAUCCACCCUCACCUCUGCAGGUCGUGCACCAAGCCACCCUGGAUGUUGACGAAGCCGGCGCCACCGCAGCAGCCGCUACAGGCAUCGGCAUCACCCUCAUGUCUAUGCGCUUCGUCCCCGUUCUGAAGUUUAACCGCCCGUUUAUGGUGGUCAUCACUGAACGCCAAACACAAAACAUCCUUUUCAUGGGUAAGAUCGUCAACCCGACCAUCUGA